Brassicogethes aeneus is the source of this 747-nucleotide messenger RNA. NCBI's taxonomy places the organism in Eukaryota, Metazoa, Arthropoda, Insecta, Coleoptera, Nitidulidae. The record is from the annotation of a GenBank genome assembly.
AUGGUUGAUAGCCUAUCCAAGCAACUAGCAGCCCAAACCGGGCUACUAACCCGACAAGGUGCUCAAAUAGAGGAGUUAAAUACAAGAUUAGCACAAUUCAUGGCAGCAAACAAUCACGAAAAACCAACAAACUCACUAGAUGUAUUAAAACAAACGUCAGUCACUGAAACACCAAAAUUGUCCAACUGCAACGAAAAUCAAAAUGACGGAGAACCUAUUAACAAAAGAAAAAGGGUCCAUUCUGACAAUGCCCAAACUGGAGUUCAAGAUUUCCCAGCGCUACCGACUAAAAAUCCCACUGGAUACUACCCGCCUGAACAACUAAACACACAACUAGCAGCUCCCACUGCAAACACCCAAGAUGUCCAGGAGGAGAUUAUACUUAAUUAUACUCCACCAACCGACGAUGCCAUGGAACAGGAAAGCACUAGCACUGAGCAAACCACUCAAAGCCAGCAAAACACAACCACCCAACCAAAAAUACCACCAAUUGUUCUUCGAACAAAAAAACGCUGGACUCUUGUGUCAAAUGUAUUUAAGGCCAAAGGAUGGCAUUUUAACAAGGCCAUAAACACGGCAGAUGGCAUCAAAUUUUUUCCUGACUCCAUCGAGUCUUUUCGAUCCAUAACAGGCUUCCUACAACACAACAAGGAACAGUUCCAUACAUACCUGCUUCCUGAAGAAAAAUUGCUCCAAGUGGUUAUAAGAGGCCUACCACUGGAAAUCGAUCUAGAAGAACUAACCUAA